Mercenaria mercenaria is the source of this 6059-nucleotide messenger RNA. RefSeq lists its product as uncharacterized. Lineage: Eukaryota; Metazoa; Mollusca; Bivalvia; Venerida; Veneridae. The record is from RefSeq and is a predicted model, not a curated record. Bases 353 to 1624 code for a protein of 423 amino acids. The transcript has 5 exons.
GAAACUUGUGUUAUAUCAUGUAGGAAACUGUAUAAUAGGUUUGGACUGUCAGAACUUUGCAUUAGUUUUAGAUAAUAAUUUGUAUUUAUUUAUUGAUAUUACUGUGGAGAUAAAUUAAAGUUAAAUUGAAAAUAUAAGAAUCAGCAUUAGAGCUCUACUAUUGAUUGAGGAUACGGUUGUAGAUUUCAAACCAGGAUACAUAUGCAGUGUCCUUAUAUAAACCAGGAAGAUGGUAUAGAUAUGUGGAAUGAAUCCAGUAUGCAAGUUGGAGCACUUUAGUGACAACUAACUAUAUAGGUUAUUGCAUAAAGUGGGAAGAAAAAGUUGUGAAAAAAAAUUGAAUAAAGCUAAAAUGGCAUACUUAUUGGUUUGUGUAAAAACAGAUGAUACUAUUUAUGACCGAGCGGUGUUUAGUAAAGAUCUUGCUCCUGUGAAAUUUGACACGUCGGAGAUGGGGCUUGCCUUACGGCAUGACCCGUGCACAAAUUCUGCUCAGUACUUUGUUAUACAUAGUCUAUCAAAGCCAAGAACAAUAUCUGGGCACCAGCAUGUCUCAGGGAACUCAGGGAGGGAAGUUGGAUAUAAGAACCAGUCCACAUCUGAAACUAGUCAAGAAAGUGACACUAGGCCUGGAACCAGUCAGGCAGGAUCUGAAUGCAGCCUUUCUUGCACUUGCAGUAAUGAUGAAAACAUCCAAAGUUCUUGUAAAUCCUGUGAUAAGACCAUUACCCCAAAGGUGUCCUUGGUGUUAUUAGAUAUUGAAUAUAAAAUAGUAACAAAACUGAAGUCGGAUGUAGCUUACCAUAGUUUCAAUCAGAUGGUACGAUCUGGAGUGUUUAGGGAAGGAUUUGUGAACUUUAUCAGAAAGAGAAACAAAUUGAGAUAUGUGAGACAUAAAGCCUGUUCCUGUGAAAGUGUGUACAAUGCUUGUGACCUCAGUAUAAACCUGCCACGGCUGUUGGAAGUUUGCCUUGAACCUGCUCAGGCUGAUGUAUGCUAUGCUUGGAAUGAGAAACUAAUAGGGUUAAUUCGGAAGCGGAUGAUUCUGGAGGAGACAAUGGCUUGGUUAUCUACCCUUGGUGGUGGAUACUCUUCAUUGGGAGACUAUUUUGAACAUUUUUCGGAGGAAGCAGGAAAAUUGUCACUUACUCAGUUGAGUAUUGCCGUGGAGAUGGGAGAUCCUGUAAUGGCCUCAAAAUGCCGCCUCUUCUAUGCUUUAAGUUUGAUGCAGAGAGGUCCGCUUUCACAAAGCAAGAAGUUAAUCAGGGAGGAAUAUCAUUUUGCUACAAAUUUCAAGGUCAGGGACCAGAAGUUGAUAGAUAUGUGUAGGGGAAUGUGGAGUAAACUGAGGUAUCUUUAUUCUAGAAGACACAGACGUAGGCUGAGUUCAAUUUCUUGUGAGGAAACCGCCACUACCAGCACAGAUCACCAUGGUAACCUGGAGAGUUGCAGACUUCAUGAUGAAGAAGUCGCACAUAUAUAUACUCAAGGAUAUAUAGAGAAGUUUGACACUGCUACCAGUGAUACUCUUCCUUCUUGCAGUGAGAAGCUCGCCACUACUACCGUCAUGGAUCACCGUGACAACCAAAUGACUUGUAGACUAAAUGAGAUUGAGACUGCUUGAUUUUUACUACAAUGAGAUUCAAGCUCCUCACAGCGGUUAACUCCCCUUGCGUUCAUUAUAACCGCUGCAUUCACAAGAUACCACAUGACAAUGAGAAAGUCACAUGACACUGUGAAAUAGCAGGGAUGCCAGAGUAACAAAUUCUGGCAGCCUAUUUCAUUUCUCAAAUGUCCAAUAGAUAUUUUUGACAAAAAUCACUUCAAUUUGUUAUUUGAACAAUUAUGUGCGCGAAUAUAACCAUCUAAAUGCGAAUCAUGCGAUUUUAAAUAAAAAAAAAAAUAACCAAAUCCAGUUAAACGACUCAUGAUGGCAGUGAUUUGAUGUACCAUUAUUCAAGGGGAAGUAAUCGCUGCAGGGAGUUUGCAGUGAGAUUAAGACAUAGAUUGUUUGUUAGCUCGACUAUUCGAAGAAUCGGCGGCGUCGGCGUCACACCUUGGUUAAGUUUUUGCAUGCAAGUACAUACAGCCAUCAAUUAAAGGCAUAUAGCUUUGAAACUUAUUUUAUCUUUUUCUAGGUCAAUUACCAACCUCUCUGGGUCAAGUCCCAUAACUCUGACAUGUAUUUUGAGCAAAUUAUGCCCCCUUUUGGACUUAGAAAAUUUUGGUUAAAGUUUUACAUGCAAGUUACUAUCUCCAAAACUAAUGCAGAUAUUGAUUUGAAACUUCACAUGUGUCUUCGGGGUUAUAAAACUAGUUGAUAGCAGCAAGUCCCAUAACUCUGACCUUCAUUUUGGCCAAAUUAUGCCCCCUUUUGGACUUAGAAAAUUCUGGUUAAAGUUUUGCGUGCAAGUACAUACAGCUAUUUCUAAAAGGCAUAUAGAUUUUAAACUUAUUUUUUUCUUUUUCUAGAUCAAUUACCAACCUCACUGGGUCAAGUCCCAUAACUCUGACAUGUAUUUUGGGAAAAUUAUGCUCCUUUUUGGACUUAGAAAAUCCUGGUUAAAGUUUUGCGUGCAAGUACAUAUAGCAUUUACUAAAAGGCAUAUAGAUUUGAAACUUUUUCUUUCUUUUUCUAGAUCAAUUACCAACCUCACUGUGUCAAGUCCCAUAACUCUGGCAUGUAUUUUGGGCAAAUUAUGCCCCCUUUUGGACUUUGAAAAUUCUGGUUAAAGUUUUACAUGCGAGUUUCUAUCUCCAAAACUAAUGCAGAUAUUGAAUUAAAACUUCACAUGUGCCUUCGGGGUUAUAAAACUAGUUGAUAGCAGCAAGUACCAUAACUGAUAUGCAUUUUGGUCAAAUUAUGCCCCCUUUUGAACAUAAAACUCUUUUGAUAUUUAACCUUUUUGGGUAAUAUUUUCCUGCUUCUGGGACAAUAUUUCGAAUAGUCAAGCUUGGCUGUCUUACGGACAGCUCUUGUUUUUGUGAUGUAGUUUAGUUUCCGUAUUUAUUAAGUUUUGCUGUGAAGAAACGGUGAAGCUUUAAUGACACACUCUGGAGUUUGCUUUCUAGGAAAAUAGUUUACUUAAGGUAUCUGAUCAACAAAUAAGCAAGUUCUAUAUAACAAAAGCUAUAAAAAUAUAUCGAAUACUGAUGCCUGGUAAGCUCAUUGAUUUUGGUAUCAUUUCAAAGUGUAGUGUCCACUGAAAAAGAAAAUAUAAAUUACAUGGCAAAAUAUGUUGUAAAAAUAUAUUUGUUUUUACUUUAUAGUUUUCAAUGAUACUUCAACAGAAAUCCAGUCAUUACAGUGUAAGAUUUAUCAUUUCACAGUCAAAAAACAUGACUGUUGUGAUUCGUGCAUAUUACGAUCAUCUUAUUUAAUAUUUCUGUUAAGCAGACACACCUCUUUCAAAUGAUACCAAAAAAACAUGGGGUCACCAGCCAUCGAAAAGUUAUCUAUUUGUGGGUUGGAUACCUUAAUAUGUCUAAUGUUAGGAGUGGACAUGCCUCCAGCAUGAUCGGAAGGGUUGAUAAUCAUUUUGAUUCACCUUACAGAUCAGUGUUAGAUUAUGCUUUUAUAUAUAUAUAUAUAUAUAUAUAUAUAUACCGGUGAGAUUCUGAGGGAUUGAACUAUUUAGUAUCCAGAGUGAAAAACCCACUGAGAAUAACAGAUUUACUUCUUUCCAUCUCAUUUUUGUUCAGUUGACAUUCAUUCAUGGAUUUUCAAAUUACUUGGUAGAAACAGUUACUAUAACCCGACAAUGUGUCAUCAGCAAAAUCAAGCUCAAAGGUCGAGGUCUUUUUUUCACAUAUAUUUACAGUCUAAAACCUUUUGUGCAUGGAUGAAUAUUAAAAUGACACAGCACUUAAACAUUCAUACUAAGAUGAUGAUAAAUCACAUCAAAGAUUUAAACUUCAAGCUAAGUCUCGAAUAAUUUUCAAAAUCUUUUUUAUGUCAAGACUUGAAGUUAUUAGCUCAUAUGAAAAAGUGCUCAAGAUAAGGUAAUUGCCCUAUAUCAGUAUUCCAUUGUCUAGUGUCAUCAACAGUUAUACUGCUUUAUAGGUUGCAGUUUCGGGCCAGUAUUAAAAUCAAUUAAAAAGAUUACCUCAAUAAAAUCACAGUUAAUCAGUACUGGGUCAUCUUCGGUCAAAAACUGGAUUGCUAGGUCAAAUUAUUGAAACAAAUUUUCGCAUUCUGGAAACACAUUUUAUACUUCAUGUCGGAAUUUUGUCGUUAUGAAAUCUUGGUCAAGUUCUAAAUUUGAUCUGCAUUCAUCAGAGUUCAAGGGUCUGAACCUUAAAAAUGGCAAAUAUUCAAGCUGGCCUAACUUGGUUUAUAGCAAAUCUAUGCUAAAGAAUAUUUUUUAGAAUUUUCUAAAGCUACAGAAUGAAUAUUCAUGCAAAGUUUCAUUGCUUUCUGUGCUAAUUUAAUGACAGAGGAAAAAAAAUUUAGCUUUAUAAAAUCUUAAGUCAUGGGUCUAUACACUGCAAUACUUAAUGACUGAAAUGGAGACUUAAGAAUAUCAAACAUCCAAAUUGCCACAAUUUUGUUUAUAGUUUAUCCAUACUAAUGAAAUUUUCAAGAGUUGUCUGUACCUAUAUAAUGAAUAUUCAUGAAAAGUUUCAUUACUCUCUGUAUCAGUUUAACAAAGAACAAUUUUAAAAACUGACAACUGGGGAUGGCAGCUAAUAGCAUUUUUGGUAGUUAGAUAUUAUGUCAGCCUUCCAUAUGAAUACUUUAAUAUUUGGUGAUCAACUGAUCAACAAAAUAACUCAAAAUCUUAUGUGUUUGGAUCAAAACUUACCGGCUGACAUGCAUAAAUUCUACUUUCGUUUUUUGGAGAAAUUGUGCAGAAAAUGACAAGUAAAGACAGAUUCAGUUAACACAUUAUCAUUUCUUACAGUGAUGUAGCCCUGAUGUAAGUAAGGUUCACUCAGGUCUUUGUAGGUCUACAGGUUUACUCAACAAAAAUUACACAUAGCUGUUAAAACACCUCGGAAAAGUGACAAACAGUUUUUAUGCUAGAAUUUAUGACACAGCCUGAUCUUUAAUUAGAUGUUAUUUUGCAUGUGUUUUUUAGCUCGACUAUUCAUAGUAUAGUAGAGCUAUUGGACUCGCCCAUGCGUCGGCGUCCGCGUCCCGAUUUGGUUAAGUUUUUGUAUGUAAGCUGGUAUCUCAGCAACCACUUGUGGGAAUGGAUUGAAACUUCACACACUUAUUCACUGUGAUAAACUGACUUACAUUGCACAGGUUCCAUAACUCUUGUUUUGCUUUUUUACAAAAUUAUGCCCCUUUUUUGACUUAGAAAUUUUUGGUUAAGGUUUUGUAUAUAAGCUGGUAUCUCAGUAACCACUUGUGGGAAUGGAUUGAAACUUCACACACUUAUUAACUGUGAUAAAAUGACUUGCAUUGCACAGGUUCCAUAACUCUAUUCUGCUUUUUUACAAGAUUAUGCCCCUUUUUCGAAUUAGAAAUUUUUGGUUAAGGUUUUGUAUGUAAGCUGGUAUCUCAGUACUCACUAAUGGGAAUGGAUUGAAACUUCACACACUUGUUCACUGUCAUGAUCUGACAUGCACUAAGUAAGCCCCAUAACUCUAUUUUGCUUUUUUUACAAAAUUAUGCCCCUUUUCCAACGUAGAAAUUUUUGGUUAAGUUUUUGUAUGUAAGCUGGUAUCUCAGUAUUCACUAAUGGGAAAGGAUUGAAACCAUGGGUGAAAGUUAAUUUUUAGCUCGACUAUUCGAAGAAUAGUCUAGCUAUUCUACUCACCCUGGCGUCGGCGUCGGCGUCGGCGUCGGCGUCACACCUUGGUUAAGUUUUUGCAUGCAAGUACAUACAGCUAUCAUUUAAAGGCAUAUAGCUUUGAAACUUAUUUAUUCUUUUUCUAGGUCAAUUACCAACCUCACUGGGUCAAGUUCCAUAACUCUAACAUGUAUUUUGAGCAAAUUAUGCCCCCUUUUGGACUUAGAAAAUUCUGGUUAAAGUUUUACAUGCAAGUUACUAUCUCCAAAACUAAUGCAGAUAUUGAAUUGAAACUUCACAUGUGUCUUCGGGGUUUAU